AUGGAUCUUGAAAGACAACCGUUAUUAGGAAAUACUUCGGAUGUGAGAUGUCGAAGAUCGAGGCCACUAACAUCAGAAGAAGUUUUAGCAGCUCGCCAGGACAUAACAUGGCGACGGACAAGAUUCUGCAUUCUCGUCAUGUUCUGGUCACUAAUGGUCAUGUUCAUCUCCAUCAUCACUUAUCUCCUAUUCACCGCUUCAGGGUGUAACUCGUACGAAAAAAGUUUGGUACAAGCACCGACUGUUCCUCCCAUACAUAUGACGUUGGCGCCGCUGAUUUAUAGGAUUAACGACGAUAAGGUUUUUACUUUAUAA
This is a messenger RNA of Arctia plantaginis, 315 nucleotides long. NCBI's taxonomy places the organism in Eukaryota, Metazoa, Arthropoda, Insecta, Lepidoptera, Erebidae. The record is from the annotation of a GenBank genome assembly.